This is a messenger RNA of Aedes aegypti (yellow fever mosquito), 852 nucleotides long. Its product is annotated as pupal cuticle protein Edg-84A. The transcript is spliced from 2 exons. The record is from RefSeq and is a predicted model, not a curated record. Gene Ontology annotation, cellular component: extracellular matrix. NCBI's taxonomy places the organism in Eukaryota, Metazoa, Arthropoda, Insecta, Diptera, Culicidae. Bases 229 to 765 code for a protein of 178 amino acids.
UCUACCAUGAAUUAAAACGCGUGGCAGUUGCUGUGAAGAUGAACUGAAAUGAAACUCUACGCCACGUUGUUAUGAUUCGCUUGGGGGACACACAUUUCACUUUCUCUAGUUCUGAAUCUCAAUUCACACCGGUUAAUGUAUAAAAAGCAGCCUGCCAAUCGUUCUGAGACAUCAGAUUGAAUCUACUGUUUUGUCAGGUUACGUCUUGUAAAGAGCUUCCAUCUUAAAAUGACUUCAAAGUUGAUCAUCUUCACCACUUUAAUCGCACUUGCAAGUGCUGCAUCCCGUCGAUACGGUCAUGAGUCAUCGUCUGCGCAAUCAGUUCAAGGUUGGGAACAGCAGCGGGAAGAAGUUGAUGACUCCCAGCACGCGGAACCUAACUACUCGUAUAGCUAUGUUGUUCGGGACGACAAAAGUGGUGAUCGGAAAAGUCAACACGAAAGCCGACAAGGAGAUCAAGUGCGCGGCCAGUACAGAAUGAUGGAGUCCGAUGGGACGGAGCGUAUCGUGGACUACAGCGCUGACGAUCGCAACGGUUUCAAUGCAGUAGUUCGUCACCAGCCGGAACAGCACCAACAUCCAGUGCCGAUACUUGUGGCGGUACAUGCGGUACCAAUUCAGGCUGAUGUUGCUGCUGUCGGAAGUGCGGACCAGAUUGUGAGCAACGAUCGUCAGCAACGCCAAGAAGCAACUUCCCAGAUGCAUCUUGUGCAGUAUUAUGCCCCACAAUCAUGGAUGAUUUCGAACCAUGUUCGACAUAAUUGAUUAACAAACUUGGUUUGGACUCGCAGGUUUUGACAUGGACACGAUAUGAAAACUGUGUAAAUAAAUAGAGCAAGAUGUUCAGUGAUA